AAUGAUUACUGGAAAAAGAAAAAUAUUCCACAUCUUAAACCGAGAUUAAUUUUUGGUAACUUUAGUGAUUAUAUUCUAUUUAGAAAAAGUGCUCCGAUUAUUGUAAGUGAAAUUUGUGACAAGUUCCCCGACGAGCCGUACGUCGGCGUAUUCUAUGGUACAGCACCAGCUCUCGUCGUCAAAGAUCCUAAGCUUGUAAAACUAGUUUUGGCACAGGACUUCUUUUACUUCAAUGGCAGAGAAAAUACGGACUACGCUAACCGAGAAGCGAUAACCAAAAAUAUAUUUUUCAACGGAGGCGAUCCUUGGAAAGUGUUACGACAGAAUUCAACUCCACUCUUCACAUCUGCAAAACUAAAGAACAUGUUUCCAACGAUCAAGGAGUGUGCUAAGGAAAUGGACUCGUUCCUUGAAGAAGAAAUAAAAAUAUCGGAGAACAUUAACUCAAAAUCGUUGUUGGCGAGAUACUCGAUGGAUUGCAUUAUCAACUGUGUAUUCGGUCUAAGAGCGAACACUUUGAAGAGAGAUAAAGGUGUGAACCCAUUUGUAAACCUAGGAGAACAAAUAUUUGACACAUCAACCAUGGCAGGUUUGAAAAUAAUUUCUCGAUCUAUUUGGCCUUCUUUAUUUUACGCAUUGGGUUUUCAGUUGUUUGAUGAGAAAAUUAGUUUGUUUUUCAAAAACUUAUUUAUCGGAGCCCGUAAAAAUCGCCUUAAGGGGCGAAGUUCGAUGCAAAACUUCGUUGAUCUUAUUUUAAGCUGGGAAGAGGAAACUUACAUUGUUGGAGAUAGUUUCGCUAAUAGCGAAAGUAGUGACAAGAAGAUAGAAAGAAUGGAAGUAAAUGAAGACUUACUUGUAGCGCAGUGCACGGGUUUUUUCGGGGCCGGUUUUGAAACAACGUCAUCUACACUCAAUUUUCUUCUUUACGAAUUAGCAAAAAAUAAACGAGUUCAAGGCAGAGUUCUAGAAGAAGUAGACGCAUACUUUAAUAGAUAUGAUGUUAUUAAAUAUGAAUGCUUAAACGAAAUGCCUUAUCUUGAAGCAUGUAUUGACGAAACUCUUCGUCUCUAUCCGGUAUUGGGGAACGUCACCAGAGAAGUGAUGAGUAACUACACAUUGCCAACAGGUCUUCGACUACAGAAAGGAGAUCGCGUUCACAUACCUGUAUAUCAUAUCCAUCGACACCCAGAUUUCUUCCCUGACCCUACGUCAUACCGUCCCGAACGAUUCUUUGGCGAUGAGAAGAAGAAAAUCAAACAAUUUACCUUCAUGCCAUUCGGUGAAGGUCCAAGAGUUUGUAUUGGUGCUCGUUUUGCCAGAAUGGCGAUGUAUGCAGGACUACUGACCAUAUUCAGGAAGUAUAGGAUCGAACUGGCUGAGAACAUGCCACUAACUUUAGAAUUCAGGCCGGGGUCUGUUGUUACACAGUCUACAACUAAUAUACUCGUCAAAUAUAUUCAUCGAGAUUAUAAUGAUUACUGGAAAAUGAGAAAUGUUCCAUAUCUGAAACCGAGACUACUUUUUGGCAACUUUAGUGAUUAUAUUCUAUUUAGAAAAAGUGCGCCAAUAGUAACAAGUGAAAUUUGUGACCAGUUCCCCGGCGAGCCGUACGUCGGCGUAUUUUAUGGUACAGCACCAGCUCUCGUCGUCAAAGAUCCUAAGCUUGUAAAACUAGUUUUGGCACAGGAUUUCUAUUACUUCAAUGGCAGAGAAAAUACAGACUAUGCUUACAAUGAAGCUGUAACAACAAGCAUAUUUUUCAACGGAGGUGAUCAUUGGAAAGUAUUACGACAGAAUUUAACUCCACUUUUCACGUCUGUGAAGUUAAAGAAUAUGUUCCCAAGGAUCAAGGAGUGUGCUGAAGAAAUGGACACGUUUCUUGAAAAAGAAAUAAAAAUAUCAGAGAAUAUUAACUCAAAAUCAUUAUUGGCGAGAUAUUCAAUGGAAUGCAUUAUUAAUUGUGUAUUCGGUCUAAGAGCGAACACUUUGAAGAGAGAUAAAGGUGUAAACCCAUUUGUAAUCCUAGGAGAACAAAUAUUUGACACAUCAACCAUGACAGGUUUGAAAAUAAUUUCUCGAUCCAUCUGGCCUUCUUUAUUUUACGCAUUGGGUUUUAAGUUGUUUGAUAAGAAUAUUGAAUUAUUUUUCAACAAAUUAUUUGCCGAGGCCCGUAAAAAUCGAAAAAAGGAGAGAAUUCUGAAGAAAGACUUUCUUGAUCUAAUUUUAAGCUGGGAAGAAGAAAACUACUUAAGCGGAAACAGUUUCAGCAAUACUGAAAGUAGUGACAAGAGGAUAGAAAGAAUAAAAGUAAAUGAAGACUUACUUGUAGCGCAGUGCACGAGUUUCUUUGGAGCUGGUUUUGAAACAACAUCAUCUACACUAAAUUAUCUUCUUUACGAAUUAGCAAAAAAUAAACGAGCUCAAGACAGAGUUCAAGAAGAAGUAGACGCAUACUUUAAUAGAUAUGAUGUUAUUAAAUAUGAAUGCUUAAACGAAAUGCCUUAUCUUGAAGCAUGUAUUGACGAAACUCUUCGUCUCUAUCCCACGUUAGGAAACCUCACCAGGGAAGUGAUGCAUAGCUACACAUUGCCAACUGGUCUUCGACUACAGAAAGGAGAUCGUGUUCAUAUACCUGUUCAUCAUAUCCACCGACACCCGGACUACUUCCAAGAUCCUAUGUUGUAUCAACCCGAAAGAUUCUUCGGUGAUGAGAAGAUGAAAAUUAAACCAUACACCUUCAUGCCCUUCGGUGAAGGACCAAGAGUUUGUAUUGGUGCUCGGUUUUCAAAAAUGGUGAUGUAUGCUGGACUUUUGACGAUAUUCAGGAAAUAUAGGAUCGAGCUGGCAGACACGCCGUUAAGUUUGAAAAUGAGACCGGUGACAAUUGUGACGCAGACAUCAACAAUCGUACAUGUUAAAUUUAUACCUCGUGACCUUUAA
Messenger RNA from Nymphalis io (European peacock), 2940 nucleotides. RefSeq names its product cytochrome P450 6B4-like. Gene Ontology annotation, molecular function: heme binding; monooxygenase activity; oxidoreductase activity, acting on paired donors, with incorporation or reduction of molecular oxygen. The record is from RefSeq and is a predicted model, not a curated record. NCBI's taxonomy places the organism in Eukaryota, Metazoa, Arthropoda, Insecta, Lepidoptera, Nymphalidae. The transcript is spliced from 4 exons. The annotation marks the transcript as partial.